Molecule: messenger RNA, 2185 nt
Organism: Musa acuminata AAA Group (dessert banana)
Lineage: Eukaryota; Viridiplantae; Streptophyta; Magnoliopsida; Zingiberales; Musaceae
Exons: 12
Coding region: 149-2185 (678 amino acids)
Biological process (GO): translation; positive regulation of ERAD pathway
Cellular component (GO): ribosome
Molecular function (GO): ubiquitin protein ligase activity; structural constituent of ribosome
Source: RefSeq, a predicted model, not a curated record
GCGGCCUUUCGGCCACGGUUCUCGUGUCUAGGGUUUCCGCGUUCGGACCUCUCCGGUUGGGUGUGUGUGUAUAUAUAUAGAGGUAGAGAGGCCUUCAUUUCGGUGCUCAAGGGUUUCUUGUGAUUGCUUCCUGUCCUCCGGCGCGACAAUGGGGAGACGUCCUGCACGAUGUUAUCGUCAGAUUAAGAAUAAGCCAUAUCCAAAGUCAAGAUACUGCCGUGGUGUUCCGGACCCUAAGAUCAGGAUCUAUGAUGUUGGAAUGAAGAAGAAAGGAGUUGACGAGUUUCCCUUCUGUGUUCACCUGGUUAGCUGGGAGAAGGAGAAUGUAUCUAGUGAGGCUCUUGAAGCUGCACGCAUUGCGUGCAACAAGUAUAUGACAAAGUUUGCUGGGAAGGAUGCUUUCCACUUGAGAGUCAGGGUGCAUCCAUUCCAUGUUCUGCGUAUUAAUAAGAUGCUUUCCUGUGCUGGAGCUGAUAGGCUUCAGACCGGGAUGAGAGGUGCCUUUGGGAAACCACAAGGAACAUGUGCCAGAGUGAACAUUGGUCAGGUUCUUCUGUCUGUUCGUUGCAAGGAUAACAAUAGCAACAAUGCACAAGAAGCCUUACGGCGUGCCAAAUUCAAGUUCCCUGGCCGUCAGAAGAUAAUUGUCAGUGGAAAGUGGGGCUUUACUAAAUUUACCCGAGCCGACUAUAUGAAGUUGAAGACUGAGAACAGAAUCGGCUCAGAUGGUGUCAAUGCCAAGCUACUCGGAUGGCAUGGGCCGCUUGCUCGCCGGCAACCUGGAAGAGCUUUCUUACCUCCUGCAGCAGCUGCAGAAGCUUCUAGCUCCCGUGAAAGCUCUGAUGGCAACGGAAGCGAGGCCUCCACCUCGAGCAGGUACCGCCUUGUCUUCCCGCCCGCCCGUUUCAUCGAGUCGCCGCUUUCGGCCACUCUGGAGCGCCUGGGAGCCUCGUUGGCGAGGCCGGGCCGUUCGGAGAGCGAUAGCUCCGUCAGAGGUCAGCUACGAGGCCAUUAUUCCGGCAGGAUCGAUGAGUCCACCACCUCUACGAGCAGCGGCGAUGGCCACUCGAUAGGGAUGGUCUGGUCGGACUCUCCGGACGGGCGGAGCGCGGGUUCGCGAAGUUCUGAUGGUGUUUCGAGCCCGAUGGUUGGUUCUUCGUCGGGAAGUGAUGGUGUGGCUCGACAGGCGGCUUUGUCAUCUUCCUCUAUGCCGACGUCUGCCUCGUCCUCUGGUAGCAUGAGCACCGAGGGUGAGCUCAAUGACACAGCAGAUAAUUUUAUGAACAUACUAAUCCAGAGAUCCGAGGUACAGGAUUUAGCGAGGUGGAUCGAACGCGUGCUGCCAUUCUCGCUGUUGCUUUUGAUAGUCUUCAUCAGACAACAUUUUCGAGAUCUCUUCGGCCCAAUCUGGAUCGCUGCGGUGAUGGUCAAAUCCAAUGACAUUGUGAGGGCACAAACUGCUUUAGAGGGGGGGCGAAAAGUAUACGUGCUUGCUGGGAUCACGCUGGCCUUCAUAAUUCAUGUAUACGGAGUGUACUGGUGGCACAGGAACGAUGAUCUUCUAUACCCGCUGGUCAUGAUUUCCCCAAAAGGAACUCUGGCCUUUUGGCGUGCCUUGUUCAUCAUCCUGGUCAAUGACACGAUGGUGCGCCAAGUUGCUAUGGCUGUGAAGUGUAUGGUCUUGAUGCGUUACACAAGCAGUAGAAGCAACGAUCAUCGUAUGCAGGGGAAGAUAUUGACGGUCGUCGAAUACUUCCUACUGCUGUAUCGGUUUUGGUUGCCAUCUCCCGUUUGGUAUCGGUUCUUCCUGGACAAGGACCAUGGAAUCAGCUUUUCAUACCUCAUCGCUGGGCUCUACCUCCUCUUCAAGCUGACAUCGGCUUCAGAGAAAGUUCAGCUAGUCUUUGCUGCGUUGAAGGCACUAUCAAGAAGCGAAGGAGAUGAUGGGGGAUCGUAUGCGACAACCGAACAGGUAAACGAAGCCGGUGAUCUUUGUGCCAUUUGCCUCGACAGAAUGCGUGCUCCCGUCGUGCUUCACUGCGAACACGUAUUCUGCGAAGACUGCAUCUCUCAAUGGUUCGAGAGAGAACGAACGUGCCCCAUUUGCAGGGCACAGAUUAGACGACCGGCAGCCCUCCGGUCGUACGCGGAUGGCUCCACAAGCUUGCUCUAUCAGCUGUUCUAA